Messenger RNA from Pseudozyma flocculosa PF-1, 2118 nucleotides. RefSeq lists its product as uncharacterized. NCBI's taxonomy places the organism in Eukaryota, Fungi, Basidiomycota, Ustilaginomycetes, Ustilaginales, Ustilaginaceae. The record is from RefSeq and is a predicted model, not a curated record. The transcript has a single exon. Bases 1 to 2118 code for a protein of 705 amino acids.
AUGAAGGCCUGGCUCGAGGCUGCCGAGAGCGAUGCCAACAUCACCCUACUGAACUUCUUCCUGGCCAAGAUGCAUCAACAGGACCGUCUCGGUACCGUCCGCCUCUGGGCGGUGUACCAGCCUCCGCAACUCAACUACGACAAGCUGCAGCUCGCCGAGCGGACCCUCACCGCUUUCUUGCGUUGGGAGACGACCCUCAACAUGAUCGCAGGCGGGUCGAUCGACAAGGCUUUUGUGCCCGAGGAGCUGCGUCCCUUCAUCCGAACACUGCGCGCCCCCUCCUCUGCCAGCGCCAAGCUCAUCUUCGCCACGGCCUCCGACGACAAGAGGAAGCAUGUAAAGGCCUCGAGGGUACGGCAGCUCAUCAAGACGGUGCAAGGCAAUGGGGCACAGACAUGCGAGACAAUCGACAUCAGCGACGUCCUCAGCUCUACGAGGCGUGCGCGUCACGUCGUCGUUCUCGCCGAUUCAGUCGACUGCUACUCGGUGGCCCAGGCAUUGCUGGCGUCCGGGUUCAAAGGCCAUCUCUGGUCGGCCAGAGAUAAGAAGUCAGAGACUGCUGCCAGCGCGGGCCAGGCAGUCGACUUCUGGCGGAUCACGCCCGGCCAAAGGAUGGGCAUCCCCGGCCCGACCGGCUUCGCACUUUUCAUCGACGAAGCCACGGGAGAGACGGCAGCCCUCCUGUCGACUGUCUCUCCCCUGGCCCAUUUCCAGAGGCAGUCGGCAGGAGCGGCGGUGAACACGGAGGUGGCAACAGCGGUCGUGCUCGGCGUCAAAUUGAUCCAGCUUGACAUCCGCACCCCCAACUUCGACCUGACGGCCGACAUGAGUCAGCUCUUGCACUUCGGCGAGGCCUGCGUACGGGCGCGAUAUCUGGCCCUGUCAACUUAUGCCGACACAACGCUGGCCCCCGACCAGGUGCUGGAGCGCGACGACCUUUGGUACCAGCUCCAAGCGAAGGACAAGCGCAUGGCUCUCCUUGACGAAAACAACGAGCUCAAAGCCGACAAGGCCCACAUGUCGUGGCACCGACAUCUGCUCAAGCUCGAUGGGGCAAGGGACACGUUCUUCAUCAAGACGAAGGAGCUCGGAGACGCGCUUCAUUGGGAGGACGGCCAGGUGGCCUUGGCCGCCGACUCGCCUGCAGGCGGUCCCUGCCUUGUCCUGAUCGGCAGAGACACUCGCGAUCCCGCGCACACACAAGAGCUGCAUCGCUGGCAGGUCUCCGGGCUGGCAUGCGCUUCAAUCGUUCUCGACAUCAUGCUCGCCGACGGCAUCAUCUCGCCUGACGAGUUCGAGGCCAUCAAGGCCCGAGAAUCUCGAGAGCCCAGCAACAGCCGGAACCGCCAACACGGUAUCGCCUCGCUCGAUCCUUCGUCGAUCUUCACGACGUUCAGCCUGGCCGUGAGCGCCCAAAUGACGACAACCAAGGCUGGCGAGAGGAACAUCACCUACAACCUGAGGCCGAAGGCGACGGACUCGCUCAAGACCAAGUACGGCGUUAGCGAGGACAGCCGGCUGAGCUUUGGCGGUACGAUCUCGUUGAUCAAACUCUCGGCAGGCGGGCGUAGGGCGGCCUUCUUCCGCUUCACAAAGCGUGGACUCGGCGUCUUUGCUCUUCCGGACGGCAAGAACGAUCUGACUCCGAUCUCGUCGGAACAGGCUGACCGAGAGGGCACGCUCAUCGCCGAGCUGACUCCGCUUUACAUUCAGGUACAGGCGCGCCUCCACGGAGGCUGGUGGGCGCUUCUCAAGGAGCUCCUGUGGAAGUCGGCCCCGGCGCAGAUCCAAGCGAGCCAGCAAGAUGUCGAGAUCGAGGACCUGAAGCACCAGAGGAGCGGCAAGAAGCGGAUCGCCCCGGAGAAGAUCCACGCCCUCGGGCUUGAGAUCGCCGAACGACAUUCCGAGCCUGCACCGCCCAGGAAGCGGAGCAGGGGGGAAGGACCCGGCUUGCCCCUCUUGCCAGAGGUCCAGGAGGCGCUCCAAACCGGAGGUAGCGUCGAGGAAGCGGUGGCCGUCGCGCGCGGUGAGGUGGACCUCGACGUGCUGCGAGAUCAGAUGGCUUUCAUUCAGGCGCUGUCUCCGGAGCUGUUUACAGACGAGGCGGACGACACCUGA